Messenger RNA from Cuscuta campestris, 3196 nucleotides. NCBI's taxonomy places the organism in Eukaryota, Viridiplantae, Streptophyta, Magnoliopsida, Solanales, Convolvulaceae. The record is from the annotation of a GenBank genome assembly.
ACUAAAUUAAUAGGUAAAUUCUUCCACUUCACUGAUAAUUUAUUCGACCUUCCCAAUUUCUCGAUGAGGUUUCGGGUUAAUCGGCGGCGGCGGUGUCUCAUUUCUGGCGACGGUGGCUCCCCCAUUCAAUUCAAUUCCCGACCGCCUCAAAGAACAAAAGCAUUUAUUCACAGCCUGAUCCAGUGUCCUCUUCCAUCUAUAGCCAUACCUUUUUCUAGAUUUUGUUGUGAGUAUGACAAUGCUUAUGAUGCAGUUCAAGAAAUGGGCCGUAGAAAAUAUGGGAACUUAAGUUUUUCAGACACAGUUUAUAGUGAUAGAGAAGUUGCGGGAAGUUGCAAAUUUGGCGAUUUGAACGAGUUUGAAGAGUCGGAAAAGGAAGAUGGAGGAGAGAGUGACAAUGAUGACAUUGGCGAUGAUUUUAAGAUUUUGGAUUCAUUUGAUAGGAAUCGAGACCCAAGUAAUUGCCGCAAAGAGAAAAUUGAUGGGAUAGAGGAUGAAAUGAGACACCCUUUGGUAAAAGAAAUAUGUAAGUUAAUUGAUAUGAGGUCAUUAUGGACUCUGAGGCUUGAGGGAGAUCUAAGGCGCUUAUUGAAAAGUUUGACACCUCUCCAAGUUUGUGCUGUGUUAAGGUCUCAAUCCGAUGAAAGGGUUUCUUUGAUGUUCUUCCAUUGGGCAGACCGGCAAUGGCGCUAUAGGCAUGUCCAGGUCGUGUAUUAUGAGAUGCUUAGAAUUCUUAGCAAGACAAAGUUGUGCCAAGGAGCCAAACGCGUCCUCCGGCUAAUGUCCAGAAGAAGAAUUGAACUUCAGUCCCAAGCUUUUGGUUAUGUGAUGGUUUCUUUUAGUCGAGCCGGACAUAUGAGGAAAGCUUUGCAGGUUCUUACUUUAAUGCAGAGAGCAGGAGUUGGGCUAGAUUUAUCCAUUUGUAACACUGCAGUUUAUGUUUUGGUGAAGGGGAAUAAGCUGGAGAAGGCAUUGAGGUUUUUGGAACGUAUGAAAGUAGUUGGAAUCACACCCGAUGUCGUAUCUUAUAAUUCCUUAAUCAAAGGCUACUGUGAUGCGCACCGAGUUGAAGAUGCUCUGGACCUUAUUGCUCAAAUGCCUCAUAAGGGCUGUCCUCCAGACAAAGUGAGUUACUGCACUGUGAUGGGAUUUUUGUGCAAGGAGAAUAGAGUCGACGAAAUAAGAGAGUUGAUAGAUGAAAAGAUGAGAAACGAUAAUUUACAUCUUGAUCAGGUUAUGUAUGAAAGUCUUGUACAUAUGCUUUCAAAGCAUGGGCAUGCCGAUGAAGCCUUAAGUUUUUUAAGGGAAGGAGAAUCCAGAGGGUUCACGAUAGACAAAAUCGAGUACAGUACUGUCAUAAACUCAUUCUGUAAAGAGGGGAGGAUGGAUAGCGUGAAAGAGCUCCUCAAUGAGAUGAUUGCCAAGGGAUGUGUUCCUGAUGUGGUGACUUACACGUCUGUCGUGAAUGGAUUUUGCUGUUUGGGUGAGGUUGGCGAAGCAAAAAAGCUACUCCAACAGAUGAACAAAUAUGGAUGCAAGCCAAACACUGUUUCCUACACAGCCUUUUUGAAUGGGCUGUGUCGCGACGGAAAAUCUUCAGAAGCAAGAGAGAUGAUGAAUAUGAGUGAGGAUGGCUGGUGGAAGCCCAAUGCUGUGACAUAUAGUGUUCUGAUGCAUGGCUUUCGCAGGGAGGGAAAGCUUCCGGAAGCUUGUGAUAUAGUCGCCGAAAUGAUAGGAAAGGGGUUUUUCCCUACUCCGGUCGAAAUUAACCAACUCAUUCAAGCUCUUUGUAGGGAGGGUAGAACGGUUGAGGCAAAGAAGUUUCUAGAAGAGUGCGCGAGAAAAGGGUGCGCUGUAAAUGCCGUAAAUUUCACCACUUUGAUUCAUGGUUUCUGUUCAAAGAACGAUGUGGGCUCUGCUCUCUCCGUUCUUGAUGACAUGUAUUUGAUUAACAAGCAUCCAGAUGUUGUCACGUAUACAACGAUAAUAAAUGCAUUAGGAAAGAAUGGAAGAAUAGAAGAGGCGAUUGAAAUGACUAAGAAAAUGAUCCAUAAAGGGCUGGUUCCUACUCAAGUCACAUACCGCACCGUGAUUCAUCGAUUUUGUCACCAUGGCCGGGUAGACGAUCUUGUAAAGCUAUUAGAGAAGAUGUUGUCAAGAAAAGAUUGCAAGACCGUGUACAACCAAGUCAUUGAAAAGCUGUGUGGGUUUGGAAAUCCCGACGAGGCUUAUAAGCUGUUGGAUAAAGUUCUUAGGACAGCUUCAAGAAUCGAUGCAAAAACUUGCCACGCUCUUAUUGAGAGUUUUUUGAAAAAAGGGAACCCUUUGUUCUCAUUUAAGGUUGCCUGUCGGAUGUUCAAGCGGAAUCUGAUUCCCGAUUUGAAGUUAUGUGAAACUGUCAAGGAGAAAUUGAUGUUAGAUGGGAAAACGGACGAGGCAGACAAACUUAUGAUGCUUUUUGUCGAACACGGCAUUGUCUUGCCUAAACAUCACCAACAACAAUUGACUUGACAUGUUAUUCAACUUUUUAGUUUCAUUCUCUGCUCAUAAAAUCAUGGAAACAGUAUCUCACAGGGGUUACUGGGGUAAAAUUGCACGUCAUGCCCCCCCCCCCCCCAACCAAAGACCCCAACGGAGUCGGGACUAUGCUGGGUUGUUUUCUUUUCACAUUAAAACCAAACUUGUGGAAGAGUGGCUAAGAAUACGAGUUCAUGGAGUGCUCAAGUGAUGAUUUGAGCCUAUCGAGGGCUCAACAUUGGAAGAUGAGUACAGCCAGUAAGACAUGUUUGGGAAGGAAAACAUACAACAGAAACAACUAUAUGAACUAGGAAACAAUCUCUCUGCUUUCAAGUAGGGGUAAGGUCUGCAUGCACUGAGACCCUACUUUUUGUGGAAACUCAUCAUCACCUUAAUCCCAAGUUCCCAACCAUGAUGCGGUCGAUGAUAUGAAAUUUGUAUCUUCAGGCCAGAUUUGAGCAGAUAUGUUACCAGCAAAUAAGUCUUGACAUGGAUAGGAAUGACAUACAAAGAUAUGGAGGUGCAUGGAUAGAGAGCUUCAUAAUGAGACUUGCUUUUGGCAUCCGAUUAAUUAGAUGGUUAUGGUUGUAGCUCUGGGUGAUUUUAGUCUCAUCCGCUAUUUUGUGUGAUUGGAUUUACUUAGAUCAGACAAGAAUUUAAAUAGACGUUGUCAAACUAG